Molecule: messenger RNA, 2571 nt
Organism: Chelonus insularis
Lineage: Eukaryota; Metazoa; Arthropoda; Insecta; Hymenoptera; Braconidae
Gene: CPT2
Product: Carnitine palmitoyltransferase 2
Exons: 7
Coding region: 502-2535 (677 amino acids)
Biological process (GO): fatty acid beta-oxidation
Cellular component (GO): mitochondrion
Molecular function (GO): carnitine O-palmitoyltransferase activity
Source: RefSeq, a predicted model, not a curated record
GCUUCUUUAACUGGGCAAAGUACAAAAUCAGCAGCAUACUUACGUUAAAGUUAAAAGACAGCUUCUUCAAUCUGUUUAUACACCUUGAUUAGAUAUUGUUGACUUCCAUGUGAUUUUCAAUUCUUGUUAAAUGUAUAAAUAAAAUUAUCAGUGAAAAUAUUGUUUGAUGCAUUAUUGUUAUUUAUAAUUUCUUUCAAAAAAAAAAACUUUACAAUAAAACACCUAUAAUUUUCGGAGUAAAAUUGUUGAUUUAUCAUAAAUAUAUGUAAUUAUUUGUUGAAUAUAUUAUCUACAAUGAAUUGUAUUAAAUAGAAAGUAUAGUUGUAUUAAUGGCAAAGUAAAACUAGUUCAGUGUUAACCAGUCAAUGUGAUCAGCUGUCAUGAUACUAAUUUGAUAUCAACAACAAACUUAUAAAUUAUUUUUCGUUGUUCUUUUAUACAGCAACAAACACUGAAUUUAUUUCAUUAUUUUUAUUUAAAAUUUCACUGACGACUCUAAAUAUGAAUUUUUUAUGUGAAAAUGUCAAAUUUUUACCAAAAAGAAAGCUAACAAGAAAUGUUAAAAUAUUGGAGCCUAUAUUUUUUUAUACUAUUCCUCAUCGUCAGAGAGCAUCUAUGAAUGAUGUCAUUGAUAAGGAUGAAUAUGAAUAUAUACAACGUAGCAAAGUGCCAACUAUGCAUUUUCAGAAAUCACUGCCAAGAUUACCAAUACCUAAAUUAGAGGAAUCUUGUAAAAGAUACUUAAGAGCUUUGCAGCCAAUUCUAACAGAAUCAGAAUGGCAACAAUCAUCAGCUAAUGUAGCUGAAUUUUUAAAAAAAGAUGGCCCCUAUUUGCAUCAGAAAAUUAUAGAAAAAGACACACGUAAUAAACAUACAAGUUACAUUUGCGAACCUUGGUUUGAUAUGUACUUGAGAGAUCGAAAGCCUUUGCCAAUUAAUUACAAUCCAACAUUAGUUUUUGUUCAGGAAUCUAAUGAACAAUAUAAUAAGCCUUUAAUUAAAGGCACCAACUUGCUUAUUUCAUCUGCAAGGUUUAUCAAAUCUUUGAGAAAGGGAAUUCUCGCGCCAGAAGUUUUUCAUAUAGAUCCAAAGAAAUCAGAUACACCUUUUUUUUGGAAAUUUACUGGAUUAUUACCAUCAGCAAUCGCUACCUAUGGAGCUUAUCUAUUUAAUGCAUUUCCGUUGGAUAUGUCCCAGUAUUUGAGUCUCUUCGGCACAACAAGAGUUCCAGCGUUGGGUAAAGACAUUAUAACUCAUGAAAAAUCAUCCCGACAUAUUGUAGUAAUGCGGAAAGGUCAUUUCUACUCGAUGGAUUUAUUGAAUACUGAUGGCCAGAUUCGGAGACCCAUAGAAAUCGCGUCUUGCCUAAACACAAUAAUGAAAGAUACUAGAGAACCUAAUCAAUGUCCUUUAGGUGUAUUAACAACAGCUGAUCGAGAUGAUUGGAGCAAAAUCCGUCAACAUUUAGUGGCAAUAGGAAACGAAAAUAUACUGAAAAAAAUUGAUUCUGCUUUAUUUGUUUUUAUAUUAGAUGAUGAAGAUAAGGUAGAAACAGAUUAUAAUAAAUUGAUUAGAUUAUUCUUACAUGGAGAUGGAACUAACAGAUGGUUUGAUAAAUCUUUUUCGUUGAUAAUGGCAAAUGAUGGAACAGCUGGAAUUAACUUCGAGCACUCCUGGGGAGAUGGUGUGGCUGUAUUAAGAUAUUUCAAGGAUCUGAAACACGAUAUUACAGAUAAACCAAAGUUUCAUCCGGAAAAUGAAUCGGACGUAUCAAAUAACCCUUCUUCAGUUGAACGACUUGAAUUCACUGUUGAUGAUGAGAUAAAGGAAGCAGUAAAUAAAAUUUUCACUGAUUACAAAACAUGGACAUUAGAAAGAUUAACAGUAGAUUAUCUGAUAUGUGAUGAAUUUGGUAAAGAAGAAUGUAAAAAAUUUGGUGUUAGUCCUGACGCUGUAAUGCAAUUGGCAUUUCAAUUAGCAUUAUUUAAAAAAGAAGCACGAUCAGUUGCUACUUAUGAAUCGUGUAGUACAGCAGCGUUUAAACAUGGUCGUACAGAAACUGUCAGAUCGUGUACGAAUGAAACAAAAGCAUUAUGUUCUGCAAUUCUAGCUAGAGGAGGUGCAAAAGUUAAUGAUGAUAAGCUGAAGAAAUUGAUCCUUGAAUGUAGUAAAGCUCAUUUAACUUUAAUUAAGGAAGCUGCAAUGGGCCAAGGCUUCGAUAGACAUUUAUUUGCUUUAAAAAAUCUGUGGGAAACGUCUGAAAAACGAGAUAAAAUGCCAGCAAUAUUUCAGGAUCCUGCGUAUGCAAAAAUAAAUCAUAAUAUUCUGUCCACUUCUACCUUAUCAAGUCCUGAAGUAAUGGCUGGUGGAUUCGGACCAGUUGUAGAUGAUGGAUAUGGAAUUGCAUAUAUGAUUCAAGAUCAUAAAUUAGGCUCAGUAGUAACAAGCUAUCGACAACAUCGAGAUGCAACAGAAUACGUUUCAUUCCUGAAAUCAGCAUUUGAAGAUAUUCGCAGAAUUUUAAAAAGUAAAUGAAUCUUUUUACUUUGAAAUAUCAGUGCUUCCUACCAA